AUGCUUGGCACGAUCCAAAUUAUUUAUGGGGGUGCCAAGAAGUUUGUUAUUGACGCGCAUGGAUCAAGACCGAAAGGGGUGAACCUUCCCCUAGUCGCGUAUAAAGCCCAGUUCAGGUAUACUGCUACCUAUGACCCUGCAAAUCUCCCCGACAAGACAGAAGCCGAGCAGUCGGGGACGAACAAGUGUGGAACUGAAAACUCGCAGAGCUCGAUGUGCCAGAAGUUUACGUCAACUCGGCUAGCGCCUGGCCGAGGCACUCGUCUCAUGCCUGAGGGCACUCUCAAAUCUGCCCAUUUCGUCAAGACCCCCGAUUACGUUCAAGUUACCGGUACAGGUGACUUACGAAGAUUGGUAUUAAGGCUGGCGAUGCAGGAGGGGAACUCGAUCCCCACGGGGCUGACAAACUUGGCAUCCCCACGGCGGCUUGGUUUUCUCAAUGCGUUUUCGGCUGGUCCGUCUGGACUCGGUGUCCAGAUGCACGAAUGGACCAACUUCCAGAGCGCUACCGACUUUUGCAUUCGCGCAUGCAAGGAUGGACCUGGUGCUAAGCAACGAUGCCAACAUAUUUAUGAUCUGACUGGCUGCGAGUGGAACAUUCCUGGUGACUAUGGCCAAGGCUUCACCAACUGUGAGGCGAAAGUACGAUUCCGAUGGGACUCUAUCCACAACCGGAUGGCUCAACCUCGACCUUCAGACAGGGCCAGGGCGCGACUCCUGCUCCUCACCCUGCCGGAGCCACCUCAAUGUGCACGACUCUCCAAUCGUUUGCUGUUGGGACCGCCACUGUUCGCAGCUUGCAGCAACUACCACAAACCCCUCAGGUACUGGAACCUGGGUCACUGGAACCCCAACUGCAUCAUCUGA
Rhizoctonia solani is the source of this 867-nucleotide messenger RNA. RefSeq names its product ricin-type beta-trefoil lectin domain protein. The record is from RefSeq and is a predicted model, not a curated record. The transcript has 7 exons. Lineage: Eukaryota; Fungi; Basidiomycota; Agaricomycetes; Cantharellales; Ceratobasidiaceae. The coding region runs from base 1 to 867 and encodes 288 amino acids.